UGUGAAUAUCACUUGACAAUUUUUUCCUUUACAGAAACAGCAGAAUUUCAGAACAUAGUGGGCAGCUUGAUUGAGCUCGUUGACCAACUGGCCAAAGCUGUAGAAAGUGAGAAGAUGAAGGCCAUCGGGGCACGGAACCUGCUGAAGUCGAUUGCAAAGCAGAGAGAGGCUCAGGAGCAGCAGCUCCAGGCUUUGAUAGCAGAGAAGAAGAUGCAGCUGGAAAGGUACCGGAUCGAGUACGAGACCCUCUGCAAAAUCGAAGCGGACCAGAACGAAUUCAUCGACCAGUUCAUCUUCCAGAAAUAGAGGAUUUUAAGAUAAAAACCAGCUCACAUGGAAACUUGACCAUUCCAGAAUCUUGAGAAUUUCAGAAAUAUGCAAUUUCCACUGUGCAGGAAUGCAGAUGGUUUGUGCAAUGGAGGGGCUGUACCUCGGCUGGAGUGUACCAUGGCAAUAAGAAGGGCUGACAGCUCACAGCUGCACAGACUGUUCUGGCCUUUGAUUUUAUACCAGUUUUGUACAGUCAGUAGUUCUAAUUCAAAUUCCAGUUGAAUUAAUGCUACUGGUGCUUUGUUGUGUCGCUUUUUGAAGUCUACAGCUCUUUCAUAGAAAUCAGAAAAUAAAUUAUUGUUCUCAGACUGUCUGGCUGUACUAGAA
This is a messenger RNA of Zonotrichia albicollis (white-throated sparrow), 657 nucleotides long. NCBI's taxonomy places the organism in Eukaryota, Metazoa, Chordata, Aves, Passeriformes, Passerellidae. The record is from RefSeq and is a predicted model, not a curated record.